AAGGAUCAUGGCUGGGCUUCUUACUCCAGACAAGGGCGAGGUUUUCAUUCGAGGAAGAAGAAGACAUGGUUUAAUCAGCGAUGAUAAUCUCGGACUGUCACUUUUGGCCAAUGACUGUUGAAAUAUUGGUAUAAUUGUAUAAGAUUAUUGAGGCUUUGUUAGGGUUCUCCAAACUCUGCUUUUCCUAAAUUUCCAAGGUUAAGUGGUUUUGGAAAAAGGUGAAUACAUGUUUCUUUCUAAAUUCUUGUCGUUCCUCUAAUAGCUAUUUUGGCUCAGAUUUCUUGCUGUAGAAGCAUUAAGUUUUCAUUUGAUCUAAUUUCAGGGAUAAUUGUGACUUCUUGUGGUUGUAAAUAGCUUAAUAUUUCCAUUAAUGUACCUUUGUUUGGUUGUUUUUCUGCUGAUACAGUUUCUGAUUAGAAGUUUAUUCACUUGAGCAGGAAUAGUGAUGGUGAUUCAGUAGCUAAAAUGAAGGCCGCUGAAGAUGCCCUGCAAGAAAAGGAGAAGAAAAAACCUUCAUUCGAGCUCUCUGGGAAGCUUGCUGCGGAAACUAACAGAGUCAGAGGUGUGACACUGCUGUUCAAUGAACCCCCAGAUGCUAUCAAAUACUUCAUUUCCAAUAAUCAUUCAUUCAUGGAUCUCUCAUUUGAUUAUGCAACUGAAUUUGUAUGGAUUUCAUGGCUAAAAAUGCUCUUGCCACCAUUGUAGUCCCUAUUGUAAAAACAAAGAGAUGGAUUCUAUGUACCCUAGAAAGUAGAUUGAAACUUUUUAAAAUUUCAUUUUCAUCAUUUGCAGUGGGUUCAAUUUUUAUAAGUCAACAGGUUCAAUUUCACCUAAAAAUAUAAAUAAUUUGUUUCUUUCAAUGGUGUUACAAAAUCUAGUGGGGUCAAUUGACACAACAAUAAUGUAUGUAGCCCAUGGCUGCUUCAGUUGAUAAUAAGGUAACUGUAAAUUGUUUGAUUUGUUUUUCUAUUCUCCCAAUAUGAAAUUAAAAUGGUAAUGUUAGUCAUGAUUAUCUAGGCUAUAUUUUUCAAAUUGGUUUUGUUUGCAAGAGAAUUGAUAUAAUCUACUGAAUUGAUUGUUCAAAUAAUUUUGUGCAUGUACAAGACUGACUUUGAUUAUUAAUAUGAA
Molecule: messenger RNA, 1128 nt
Organism: Camellia sinensis
Lineage: Eukaryota; Viridiplantae; Streptophyta; Magnoliopsida; Ericales; Theaceae
Source: RefSeq, a predicted model, not a curated record